AACAGCAUUUGCACGCCCCGCACCUCUCCCCAUGUGUGUCGCGUCACGUCAGUCACUUGCCCUGUGCGGCCUUCCUCUCGAGCUGUUUCCUUUGCUGCGCGUCGAGGAUCUUCUUGCGCAUGACGAUCCGCUUGGGCGUCACCUCCACCAUCUCAUCGUCCUGGAUGUAGGACAGCGCCAUCUCAAUGGUGAAGUCUCGCGGCGGAGUCAAGGCAGCAACGAUCUCCUGCACAGACAAAUCAUGCCCCACGCAGACCACCGACACUCUGGUGUGUGUGUCUGGGAAUGGUCUUGGUCCUUUGUCUGCCUGCAGGAGCUCCUGCGUGCAUUCGUACGUACCUUCUGUUUCUCCCUGCCUUUGUAUUUGGGGUGCUCUUUGAUGGCGUUCAUGACCACGUCGUCUGGGUUGUUACUCUCACCCAGGAUCUGACCCAUGUAGAUCUGACACACAAUCACACACACACGCACAUGGGAGGCAGGGGGGACGAGAAACAUGCGCCGCACUCACCGGGACUGCAUCUCUGACGAACAGAGUGCCCUUGGUCUGCAGGUCGACCAGCGCGAAUUCGGUCGUCGUGCCUGCAUGCACAGCACAACGUCAGAGCCAGCACAUCGACACACACACGGUGGCCGAAGGUGUUUGCACAAUAAAUCUCUCGGUGGCCACUGACUGACCUGAUCCAGCGGCGAGGAUGAGCCCAUUGCGGUCGAGCUUGAUCGACGGAGCCUUCGGCCGAUACUCAAGGAAUUCUACACGCACGCAACAAGCACACAAUGAAUGAGUCCGCACAUCUAGAGAUUUUAUACACGUACAGCGACCUGAUGAGACGACGGCCGUCCCCUUGGUGACGUCACGCAGGAACGUCCGGACACCCAGGAAGUUCCUGUGGAACGGACACACAACAGGACACAAAGGAACAACAAGCAAACGAAUGCACUGCACACACCCAACCGACCGACUGAUUGACACGUAGGCACCUCAGUCCCUCACCUGGAUGAGCAGUGGAAUUUUAUCCUUGAGUUGUCGCCGACGUCCCUCAUGUCGACCAGGUCGGCCAUCCUCUGGGACAUCUUCUCAAUGAUGGCGGCCGAGGUGGACAGGGGCGCCUCGAUGGUGAACUCCUCCCAUGGCUCAAACACCCUGCCCUCGUCAUCCGUCUGGUACACCACCGUCGGCUGCGUCACUUGCAUCUACACACACACACACACACACAGAGAGAGAGAGAGAGAGACAGAAUGCAUGUGUGUGUGGGAGGGAGGGGGGUGGCUGAGGCCACUGACCUCGAAUCCUUCCCUCCUCAUGGUUUCGAGAAGGAUGCCGAGCUGCAGCUCGCCGCGGCCCUUGAGGUUCACCCCGCCGGCCACCUCAGCCACAUCGAUGGCCACGUUGACCAACGCCUCCUUCCUCAACCGCUGAGCUAUCGACUGCAGCGUGUUCUGAAGAAAAGAAGAAAUGCAUGAUGAGUGGGUGCACAGCGUGUGUGGAUGGAUGUAUGUGUGCAUUCAUUGUGUGCAUGUGAAAUAUGUCUUACGAAGGUGCCGUCUUGUCCUGCCAGGGGCGAGGUAUUGGGGCUGACCUCCACACAGAUGACUGGAGGGUCGAUCAACCUGCAGGCAAUGCAUUCACACAGACACAGACAGACAGGCCACAGAAACACGCAUGAGUGAAUUAAUCAAUGAACACGUCCGUGCCGUGUGUGGCGUCCUCUCUCUCCGCUGACCUUGCCGGAAUGACGUCGAAUUGUUCUUGUGUGGAUAUGCAGUCGGUGGCCUUGGGCACCGCACCCAGCACAGAUAUCGACACAAUGUCCCCCGCGCCAGCCACGUCCGUCUUCUCCCGGGUCGUCCCGCGCACAAUCGACAGAUCGCGAAGCUUGGACUUGCCCGACAGCUGACCAAGCAAACCAUAACACCUGUUCAAUGCUGAACAAACCGAUAUGAUGCCCCACAUCGCUUCUCACCUUGUCUUCCUGUGUGCGAUAAUAGAGGUCGUUCUUGGCGUUGAUGAAAAUGCCGCUGUACACCUUGCCCGUCGCCGUUGGCCCGAACCCCUCUGCCUGCUCGAUGAGCGACACCAGCUGCCUCGGGGGGUCGUUGUGCAGCUUCUGCGCCUCUGCGUUGGUGAGGGGGGGCGGGACGGUGCUGACGAUGGCCUCGAACAGCGGCAGCACGCCCUGGGGAUGCUCCUCAUUCUUGAUGCUAUCCCACUCAGUCUCGACCCAGCCUGCACGUGCAUGUGUGUGCCUCAUACGAGGUGCGUGUGUGGCGUGGGUGUUAGUUAAUGUAGCUACCAUUCUUGGCUGACGCGUAAAGGACGGGAUAUUCCAUCUGGUGGUCGUUGGCCUCGAGGCUCAUGAAGAGAUCGAAGAUCUCGUUCUCGAUCUCGCCGGGCGGACGCUCACCUGCACGUCGAGAGCAGGAAGACCACACACAAAUGGACGCGGCGCGAUGGUGAGUUGCCGAUGCUCACUCACAUGGCCUGUCAACUUUGUUGAUAACGACAAUCGGCUUCAGCUCGGGAUUCUGACCGAAGACACACAGCCCAUCCAUCCAUGGCACGUCUGCGCGCCUAUCUGUGCGUACCAGUAAUGCCUUUGAGAGCACAAAUUUCGUUUGUGUGCGGGGUCCCUCCACGAUGUCCACCACGAGGCACACGCCGUCGACCAUCGACAAGAUCCGCUCAACCUCUCCUCCGAAAUCAGCAUGGCCAGGGGUGUCCACUAUCUGCAACAAACACCAGCACCAACUCCCUCCCUCCCUCCCUCCCUCCCUCUCUGACGCACCCAGGCUUACAUUGAGGAUUUUGUCCUUCCACGUGAGUCGUGUGCAUUUCGACAGGAUGGUGAUGCCCCUCUCCCUCUCGAGGUCGUUCUUGUCGAGCAGCCUCUCCUGGUCCACACUCAGCCCCGACUGCCGCAGCAGCUGGUCGACCAGCGUCGUCUUGCCGUGGUCGACGUGCGCUAUCACCGCCACGUUGCGCACCCUCUCGAUCUCCACUGGCACCGGCCGUGGGCCUCUGCGACCUGCAUACAGUGAGUGAGUGAGAUGCAAAGAGAGAUCUCAUCAGCUUGGUGCAUGAAUUGAAUGGAUGUCUGUUUGCUGACUGACCUGCUGACAGGGCGAGUGACCGUCGCUGCGUGAUGAAAGGCGGGAAGGGGCGAGGGAGAGGAGAGCUGCUGCAGAGAGCGGCAGCUCGUCUUGACAGUGACCCUAGAUUGGAGGGCGAACAGGGCAUCUUCAGAUCUGGCGCGGGUGGGACUGGCGCACCCACCCUUCUUUCC
Molecule: messenger RNA, 3281 nt
Organism: Vitrella brassicaformis
Lineage: Eukaryota; Vitrellaceae
Source: the annotation of a GenBank genome assembly